GGCAUUGUCAUGUGUUUAUCUCGUGUUCUUUUCGGUGCCAUAUAUUAAAAUGUCAACAUUGACACAUUUUAAAUGUGUAUUACUUUCUAAGGGCACCUUAUACAAGUUUAAAAUGUUGUUUGUUUAAAUGCGAUCCUAAAACUAUCUAUAGCAACAACAACAAUUCAAAUUUACCGUAGAAGAAGCAGAUUCAGGAAGAAGGAAGGCGAGCUGGACUCAGAAAGUUGGACAACGAGCUAUAUUUACAAUUUAUUUACAUCACUUGCACCAAUUCGCUAAAGGAAGACGGAAACUUUUCAAUAUUAACUACGUUUAUCAAGUUUGCGGGUGUUGACAAUCACGUUCAUCGUGAGUUAAAAGCCAGCUCGAUAGUUCUACCCUAAAACAUCAUCUUCCUACAUUCAAGUAUCUCCUGUAUUAGAUACUCUUCCCAUAGGGAUGGAAUAUGGCAUCUCCUGAGACACAGCUGAUGCUAAGUGUUGGAUUGAUUGAGAAGGAUGUCAACGCAGACACCUUGUGGGUUUGGUGCUACCCAUCUGUCAAACCAGAGUUGCGGGAGGUCUUGCUCAGCAAGUGCUGUCUGACACAAGGCAGAAAAGGGUUACACACUUUUGUUUUUGGCCAGUUCUGCCGAACCUGGUACUACAUAUCCACUGUCGAAGUGCAAGAACCCACUGCCCUUAAAAAGGUCACCCAUUUUUCAAUGGUUGUCACAUCUAAAGACUUCAACCCUGAAAAGUAUGCAGCAUUCAGCAGAGUACUAUGCAGGAUGUACAUCAAACAUGGCAGCCCAGUGAAAAUGAUGGAGGGGUACAUUGCAGUCCUCACCAAAGGCAUUUGCCAGAGUGAUGAGAAUGGCUCCUUUCUUAUAAAAGAUUAUGAUGUCAGAAAGGCAUACUCUGCAGGCUCAAUUAAGGAUGUGGUGUCCCAGUUUGGGAUGGAGACCAUCAUACUGUACACAGCCCUUAUGCUGAAGAAAAGGAUUGUGGUCCAUCAUCCACGUGUUGAAGCACUUUUGGAGUUCACAAGAGUUCUUCCAGCCUUGAUGUGGCACCGAAAAGACUGGUCCAUUCUGCACCCCUAUGUCCACCUGAGUGACAUUGAGCUUGAAGAUUUGAAGAUGUGCACAGGAUAUGUUGCAGGAUUUGUUGAUUCCGAAGUCAGCAACAGAACCGAUUUGUUUGAUGUGUAUGUGAACCUCCCAGACAGCGAGAUCACAGUAUCUCAUAAUGCCAAAGAAGCCUUGGCUAUGGGGAAGUUGCACAAGGACAUUGGCCAAUUCAUUGUUCAGUCAGCAGAGGAUGCCGACAGAACAGAUGGGCAGGUUAUCAAGGACAUUUCUGUGAAGACAAGAGAGAUCCUUACCAAUCUUGUGGCCCUUGCUGACGAGUCGGACAACUCAAAAAUCACCCUGGACACUUUAAAGCGUCAUCACCUCCCACCUGCAACCGAGAACUUCCUGUUUCACCUGGCAGCUGCUGAGCAGCUCCUGAAGAUAUGACCACCUGUCUUCCUUUACUUAACUACUGAAUGCAAUGUCUCCUAAUAUCAGCAUGGGCAUUCGUCAAUGUGAGAAUACAUUGUGAACAAGUACUACGGACAUCAUUUUUCUUUCCAAACUCUUGAAUUCCUUAGACAAGCAAAUAUAAUGUUUUAGCUUUCAAAGAAGAGUAGCAGAUCCUUACAGUCAUAUCGAUGUAUUUAGUGCAAGUGAUGUCAUAGUGGAAUGUGGCUAUUUCAUUGAUCAUUCGAGUAAUAAUAAUGUGCCUACACUGUAGGUAUGAGCAACAUUCAUGCUUAAUCACCUGCUAGUCCCCCAAGCACAGAAAUGCAACACUGCAGUGAAAGGACAGUCUUGAAAACAAGGAUGUACCUCUAAACAUUCCAUAUACCUUUGAUUAUCUUAUGAUAGAAAUGUUUUAGAAAAUAUAUGGAUAAUGCAUAUUUUGCUACAUAUUUGGCCAUUGCAUACCGUAUGCAAUUAUCAUUACUUUCUUACAAUUAUAUACAUUAAGUAAUGUUUGGAAAAGUAAAUUGCCAAAAGUGUCAUAACCAAUCUAAUCCUCACACAGCCUGUUAAUCACUUAUUCACUGCUCGUGAUUGUUAAAAUUAUGAUUGUUUGUUAAAAAUGAAAUUUGGUAUGUGCUUUGUGCAGAA
Osmerus eperlanus (European smelt) is the source of this 2158-nucleotide messenger RNA. RefSeq names its product DENN domain containing 10 (gene dennd10). Bases 446 to 1501 code for a protein of 351 amino acids. The record is from RefSeq and is a predicted model, not a curated record. Gene Ontology annotation, molecular function: small GTPase binding; guanyl-nucleotide exchange factor activity. Gene Ontology annotation, cellular component: late endosome. Gene Ontology annotation, biological process: regulation of early endosome to late endosome transport; protein transport. The transcript has 9 exons. NCBI's taxonomy places the organism in Eukaryota, Metazoa, Chordata, Actinopteri, Osmeriformes, Osmeridae.